Molecule: messenger RNA, 2301 nt
Organism: Westerdykella ornata
Lineage: Eukaryota; Fungi; Ascomycota; Dothideomycetes; Pleosporales; Sporormiaceae
Product: WD40 repeat-like protein
Exons: 5
Coding region: 58-2115 (685 amino acids)
Biological process (GO): proteasome-mediated ubiquitin-dependent protein catabolic process
Cellular component (GO): Cul4-RING E3 ubiquitin ligase complex
Molecular function (GO): protein binding
Source: RefSeq, a predicted model, not a curated record
GCAAGAUGCGCCCUUCAGCCACCCAUCUACCCGUUUUGCGCACUCGAACGCAUCAGGAUGAGUCCAAGUCAGUCGCGGAGGGAAGAGUCUCCUGAGCUCAAUAUUGACGAUGACAUUGCCUGGUUCGACCAGAUGAGUGACGAUGACGACAUGGAUGGUCAGGGGGAAGGGGAACAUGAGGACGAGGAGAGCGGAGGAAGUUUCCAUGAUGCCGAAGAGAAUCUCAGCGGAUUAGAGCUCGAAAUCGACUUCGGCGGACUCGACGACGAAGAGGAAGAGGAAGAGGGAGAACAGGGGCAAGAGGGGAAUCAGGAAGAAGAGACCGCAGACACUCAUGCCAAUAAUCGGGUGGUCAUUACUCACGAACAAAUCAUACAACUCCUCGGCCAUGCUGGACUUGGACGGUUAUUCGCUCACGGCUUUCCCAGUAGAGGGUCCCGGCGCCGCAACACUCGUCGUUAUUUCGAUGAAGACGAAGCCGGUCCUGCCGGUUCAAAAAGCAAGAGACUCCGUGGCCCGGCGGCAUUUGAAAAAGUCCCUAGUGAGGAGGGAAGAGCUUUGAUGAAUACCGGCACGUUUGGAUCAAAUCCACGACCGGAGGAUACGAUAAGGCGGAAGAGGCGUCUGCAACACAAAAUCAUGCGACGGGAGCUAGGUUUGGGAAGCGAGGGCAGGCAAAGAAAUGCCAACAGGCUGAUGAAGCAGGACAUGAUACCAGGGACACAAGCCGAUCUCAUCAUACACUACAAUGCACGAUGUUAUUCGGGACAGUUCAGCGACGAUGGCAACUUCUUCUUCUCCUGUGCGCAGGACUUCCGCGUCCGAAUGUACGAUACGUCGAAUCCUUACAACUGGAAGUAUUACAAGACUGUGGAAUACCCUUAUGGGCAGUGGACGAUAACAGAUGCCUCAUUGAGCCCCGAUAACCGUUUAUUAGCCUACAGCUCCAUACGGAGCGUGGUCUGUCUGGCACCUACAGACCCCCAAGACAGAUCUGAACCCCGUUUACUCGACUUCGCAGAUUCCUCGUUUAAUCUUGGGUAUCCGAGCUAUUUUGGCAUAUGGUCAAUACGGUUUUCCGGUGACGGCCGAGAAAUCGUAGCAGGCGCUGGAGACAACGGGGUUUACGUUUAUGAUAUCGACGCAGGGAGAACCACUCUACGCAUUGAAGCCCACGAGAACGACGUAAACGCCGUCUGUUUCGGAGACGUGAAUUCUCCCCACAUCCUGUACUCCGGAUCUGACGAUACGACGCUUAAAGUGUGGGACCGGAGAAGUAUGGGAGAUGGUCGACCAGCCGGAGUCUUCCUAGGGCAUACCGAAGGCCUGACUUACGUUGACAGCAAAGGAGACGGCCGAUAUGUCCUAAGUAAUGCUAAAGAUCAAACAGCCAAGCUCUGGGACUUGCGGAAGAUGAUGAGCGCCGACAAGGCCGAACGGAUAGACAUCUCGAGGUACACUCUAGGCUUCGAAUAUCGCAGUAAUCAUUACCCGCAGGACGAGUAUAUGCCGCAUCCACACGACUGUUCUCUGGUGACUUUCCGUGGUCACCAGGUCCUCAAAACGCUUAUCCGCUGCCACUUCUCGCCUCCUGGCAGCUCCGACUCAAGAUACGUUUAUUCCGGAAGCUUCGACGGCUCAGUGUAUGUCUGGAAUCUGGACGCUACCCUCGCUGGAAAGGUAGACGUGCUUGCUGCUACAAGAAACUCUAGACCGCGGGAUACUCGCAUGCCGCAUGAUUCUUGGGGUUAUUUCGGCAACAAUCAUGCACAUUGGAGCACUUGUGUGCGCGAUGCCUCGUGGCAUCCCAAUGCGCCCAUUAUAGCUGCCACGUCGUGGAAUGGAUGGGGCAUCUCGCAAGGGACAUGCACUGUACAUACCUGGAACGAUGGCCUUGACGAGGAUGAGGCGGAACCUAAGGUCGGGAGACGCGUCAAUGCCAGGCUUGCGCAUGAUGAGAGACUCUACCGGCCAUCGGGUCACUCAGGUCGGGAUGGCGCUUGGCAUCAUAGUCAGUGGCUCGAUGAGGAGGAGUCAGAGGAAGAGGAGGCGUCAGAGUAUCAGUAUGAGGUGGAUGAAGGGGAGACGACGGAGAAUACGGACGAGGACGAUUAGUAUAUAUCCACGAUGCGGAGAGUGGCCGGAGUCUAUCCUUAUCAGUUGGGAUCUUGGGAUUUUUGUAGUGUCAGGGGUUUGGGGUGUCAUGGUUGAUUCGAAAUCAGGUCCCAAGAGCUUUCUGGGUAUCCGAAUGAACAUGAAUUGGCUCAUGAUGUGUAUAUAUGAAUGGAUGAUCAAACUCCC